Molecule: messenger RNA, 6503 nt
Organism: Dreissena polymorpha
Lineage: Eukaryota; Metazoa; Mollusca; Bivalvia; Myida; Dreissenidae
Product: lysine-specific demethylase 5A-like
Exons: 29
Coding region: 150-5627 (1825 amino acids)
Biological process (GO): chromatin remodeling
Cellular component (GO): nucleus
Molecular function (GO): DNA binding; histone demethylase activity
Source: RefSeq, a predicted model, not a curated record
CCGCCUGUCAAAUCGCUGUGUUGUUAGGUCCCAUCUGGACUUGUGUUUUGGUUAUGGUGACAGUCAAUUUAUUUUUUGGAACUAGCUGGAUAUUUUGAAUGUGACAUUCAGUAAUGGUGAUUAAGUAUUAAUUUAUUAAGUUUACAAAUAUGGAUAUAAUAGAAGACACGAGCGCAACCUUCCAGCCACCGCCAGAAGCUCCAGUUUUUACUCCGACUGAAGAAGAAUUUGCAGAUGCUCUAGCGUACAUCGCCAAAAUAAGACCUUUAGCAGAAAAACAUGGAAUUUGCAAAAUAAAACCACCUAAGGAUUGGCAACCACCUUUUGCUGUGGAUGUGGACAAGUUCAGAUUUGUUCCUCGAGUACAACGACUCAAUGAACUUGAGGCAAGGUCGAGGAUCAAACUCAACUUCCUUGAUCAGUUGGCCAAGUUCUGGGAGCUUCAGGGCAGCAGUCUGAAGAUUCCUCAUGUGGAGCGUAAAUUACUUGACCUGUAUGACCUAUACAAGGUAGGCACCAGCAUUAUUGUGGAGGGUGAUGGUGGCAUGGAACAGAUCACUACAGAGCGACGCUGGUCAAGGGUCGCCCAGAAGCUUGGAUAUGAGGCCGGCAAGGGGAUCGGAGGAACUCUGAAAAACCACUAUGAAAGGAUACUGUUCCCUUUCUAUCUCUUUAAAACAGGCGCAUCUUUAGAGGCAGCUAACAUCAAAGUUCAUGACGAUCGUGACAACAAGGCUGAUGCGGACUACAAACCCCAUGGCAUUGAAGCCAGAAUGGCAAGUGGCACGUACAAACGCAUACCAAAGAUGGAAAGGAAGGAAGCUUUUAGUAAACAGGAGGCUCCUGUCGAUUACAACAAGAACCCUGAGCUAAAAAAGCUGCAGUUUCAUGGAGCAGGACCAAAGGCUGCAAUCCCUAAAGUUGAAGGGGAUGCGGAAGGUAUAGACAUCCAGGAAGAACCUAGAAUUGAAGAAAAAGUGGAGCAGAAAGAAACAAAGAAAAUGAAGACCAGAAAUAAAACCACUAAUCCUGGCCUGUAUACAUAUGUGGACAUGUACUACUGUCACACAUGUGGGCGUGGGGAUGGUGAGGAGUACAUGCUGCUAUGUGACGGCUGUGACGAUGCCUUCCACACCUACUGUCUCAUACCUCCGCUGUCAGAAAUACCAAAGGGAGACUGGAGGUGUCCUAAGUGUGUCCAGCAGGCCUGCAGUAAGCCUUUGGAUCCAUACGGGUUCGAGCAGUCCAAGAGAGAGUUCUCCCUGCAGUCAUUUGGCGAGAUGGCUGACAAUUUCAAGAGCAACUACUUCAACAUGCCUGUCCAUCUUGUUCCCUGUGAGAUGGUAGAGAAGGAGUUCUGGCGCCUGGUCAAUGCGUUGGAGGAGGACGUAGCGGUGCAGUACGGGGCCGACAUUCACGCCAUGGACCAGGGCAGCGGCUUCCCCACCAAGGCUCUCAAGGAUCAGUUCGCAGAGGACGAGGAGUACAUCAACUCGCCGUGGAACCUGAACAACCUGCCAGUGCAGGAGGCAUCAGUUCUGUGCCACAUCAAUGGGGACAUCUCCGGCAUGAAGGUGCCCUGGUGCUAUGUGGGCAUGUGCUUUUCCAGUUUCUGCUGGCACAUUGAGGACCACUGGAGCUACUCCAUCAACUACCUGCACUGGGGUGAGCCGAAGACCUGGUAUGGUGUGUCUGGUCAUAACGCUGACAAGUUUGAGGAGGCCAUGAAGCAGUCGGCGCCAGAGCUGUUUGAGAACUCCCCUGACCUCCUGCACCAACUCACUACCAUCAUGAACCCCAACGUACUCAUGAAGAAGGGGGUCCAGAUUGUACGCACAAACCAGCAUGCAGGGGAGUUUAUCGUCACAUUUCCUCGUGCCUACCAUGCAGGCUUCAACCAGGGAUACAACUUUGCAGAAGCUGUCAACUUUUGUCCAGCUGACUGGCUGCCUAUUGGUCGUAAAUGCAUUGACCACUACCGCGUCCUGCACCGACAGUGUGUGUUCUCACACGAGGAACUUGUGUGCAAGAUGGCUGCAGAUCCUGACCACCUCGACUUCCAGAUUGCAGCCAUGACACACGAGGAUCUACUCGCUGUGGCUGACAAUGAAAAGAAAAUGAGAAAGAACCUUCUCGCAUUGGGAGUGACGGAGGCUGAGAGGGAAGCGUUUGAGUUGUUACCUGACGAUGAGAGGCAGUGCUCCUACUGUAAGACCACCUGCUUCCUCUCCGCUCUCACCUGCUCAUGUUCCACAGAUAAAUUGGUAUGUCUCUACCAUACGGACAAGCUAUGUAGUUGCCCACCCAGCAACUAUUGUCUGCGAUAUCGUUACACGCUGGAUGAGCUGCCAUCCAUGCUGGGAAAGCUGAAGGAGCGCGCCCAGUGGUUUGAGAAAUGGCACACACAAGUUAAGCAGGCCUUGGCAGCAUCCGAUGAGGCCAAAGUUGACCUGUUGGAGCUGAAGAACCUGCUGAUAGAUGCCGAGGAGAAGCACUUCCCAGACUCUGAGCUGCUGCAGUCAUUGAACAGCGCUGUCACAGAGGCAAUGAAGUGUGCCAACGUUGCCAGCCAGCUCGUCUCCAAGAAAGUCAGAACCAGGAAUAGACAAAGCACAGAUGGGAAAUACAUAGCCAAACUGAGUCUGGAGGAGCUGAACUGUUUCUAUGAGCAGGUGGCAAGUCUCCCCUGCAUCAUAAAGGAGCGCAAACUACUCAAGGAGCUGCUGGACCAGGUUCUCAAGUUCCAGUGUGAUGCCAAGGAAGCCCUGGAGGCAGAAACGCCCGACUCCACCAAGCUGGAGCAUCUCAUAGAGUUCAGUGCCACGCUGGAUGUAGACCUGCCUGAGAUACCCAAACUCAAACAAGUGCUGCACCAGGCCAAGUGGCUAGACGAGGUGCGUGACUCCCUGCAGGACCCCACCACAGUGGUCCUGGAGACCCUGAGGAAGCUGAUGGAGUCCGGGGUGGGCCUCUCCCCCCACCCUGCCGUGGAGAAGGCCAUGGCAGAGCUGCAGGAGCUGCUGACACUCAGUGAACGAUGGGAGGAGAAGGCCAGGAUCUGUUUACAGGCUAGACCAAGGCACGUGUUGAGCACAUUGGAGGCAAUCGUAAAUGAGGCGUCCAACAUUCCAGUGUACCUGCCUAAUGUGAACACCCUGAAGGAAGCCCUACGCAAGGCCAAGGAGUGGGUGUCCAAGGUUGAGUCCAUUCAGAGCUCGGACUCGUAUCCCUACCUGGACGUGGUGGAGUCCCUUGUGAACAAGGGCCGACCCAUCCCUGUCAGACUGGACCAGUUGCCCCAGGUGGAGUCGCAGGUGGCUGCCGCCAAGUCCUGGAGGGAACGCACAGCCAGAACAUUCCUCAAAAAGAACUCCACGUACACCCUUCUAGAGGUACUUUCCCCUCGUACUGAUGUGGGGAUCUACAGCGGGGGACGCAAGAAGAAGAAGCUUAAGGACUUGGACAAGAGCGGGUCUGACAGCAACCUCACCGACAUCAAGAUUGAGGAGCAGAGGGACCCUGCUCUCAUUGUAGCGGCGUUCAAACUUGCUGAGGAGAAGGAGGCAGAAGCCAUGAUGGAUCUGCGUAUCCGCAACAUGGAGAAGAUUCGCAAUGACGGCAUGGAGGCCAAGUUCUGUAUCUGUCGCAAGGGGGCCUCGGGCUUCAUGCUGCAGUGUGAACUCUGCAAGGACUGGUUCCAUGGAACAUGUGUGCCAUUACCCAAAUCAGCAAACAUUAAAAAUCGUUCAUCCCAGCUGGCUGCUGUACAAGCUGCCAAGGAUCUCAAGUUUCUGUGCCCGCUUUGUUUACGGUCACGCCGUCCCCGCCUGGAAACCAUCCUGUCAUUACUAGUCUCCCUGCAGAAGCUGCCGGUGCGCUUGCCCGAGGGUGAGGCAUUGCAGUGCCUGACUGAACGUGCAAUGGCCUGGCAGGACAGGGCUAGACAGGCUUUGACCACCUCGGAAUUGGCAUCAGCUCUUGCUAAACUCAGUGUUUUAAGUCAGAAAAUGGUGGAGCAGGCUGCAAGGGAAAAAACUGAGAAAAUAAUAAACGCAGAACUUCUGAAGGCUGCAAAUAACCCUGAGCUUCAGGGCCAUCUAGCGAGUGUUACUCAUGGAGCGUUUAAUAGGACUGGGGAGGGCCUGGCCAGGCAUGGGGACACUGGUAUGGACAUUGGGGACUCCAUGUCCAUGCCUCUCUCACCUCCAGGUGCGGACGAGGAGUCCCGGGGCGGGGAGGAAGACUAUCAGCUGGAGAUCGAGGUGGUCAGCUCUGGAGAGAACAGCAACCCACCAGCUAGUGGCAUGUCGGAACAUGCAUACUCUACCAUGUCCAAGCUUCCUGCAGGUGCUGGCACACCAAAGAAGCAGCAGAGGAAGACGGCGCUGGUGCCGCGGCAGGUGGAGAACCCUGUGUUGGAGCUGUCGGACCAGGCCAAGGUACAGCUGGAAAUACUGAUGAUGGAGGGUGACCUGCUGGAGGUGUCCCUGGAUGAGACCCAGCACAUCUGGAGGAUCCUGCAGGCAUGCCAGCCCCGAACAGAGGAGAACAAGGUCGUGGAGUUUGAUGAAUAUGACUCAAAGAUGGGUUAUGACGGAGAGCGAAUUAAGAUCAAGAAGGAAAGGGACCCGGAAAAGAAGAAGCUCUUGAAAAUGAAGAGAAAGCAGGCCCUUGAUGGGCUUGAUGACCCUUUGAAACCCAAGAAGGUCAAGGUUAUUACGGUGGGGCUGGAUGGGGACAAGCUGGUGAAGAAAAAAAAGCUGAAAAUUAUGAAACCAAAAAUUGGCAGAGAACUUGAUGAAAAUGGAAUGGAAUUUGAUGACCUACUUGGUCAAGAGGAAAUGACAGGACCUUUAACUAUUGACAUCAAACCUGAAAAGUUGAAGAAAAUCGCCAAGAAAUUCCCUGAAAAAGGAGAUAAACAACGCAAGAAGAAAAAACUCAAGCUGCCUUUGGUGAAGUCUGAAGAUGGACAGAUUGUGGAGAAGAAGAAGAGGAAGAGACGCACUCAGAAGGAGGUGAUGAUGGCCGAUGAGGAUGAGGAUGACAAUGAUGAGGACUGUGCAGCACUCAAGUGUCUCAAACCCACAGGUGAGGUGAACUGGGUGCAGUGUGACCGGUGUGAGGAGUGGUUCCACCUGCUGUGUGUGGGCCUGGCAGAGGACGAGGUGAAUGAGGAGGAGGAGUAUGAGUGCUUCAACUGCAGGCAGGGGCGGGGCCAGAAGGCAGUCCUCGUUAACCCUGCCUCCCAGGUCACCCACGGGGUCAGCACCAUAUCCGGCAUGUACAACGGGGGUCGCUAUGGUAAUGAGGAAGGGGCUACACUGCACCGCAUCGACAAACAGGACUCGGACAGUAUUGCUGACAACAUACUGAUGUGCAAUGAGGAUGUGGAGGUCGCUAUGGGGACGGGAGGUUACGGUAGGUCGCUACUGAACGGCAAGGGGGACACUGGUGGAGGGAUUGGUGCGCUCUCCAAACUGACCCAAUUCUCCUAUGAGACGGACGAAAGCUCUCAGGAUGAGGUGAAGUCCUCGUAUUCCCUCGGUGGAAACAGCGGCGACUCCCAGCAGGACUCCAUGAUCGUCAUGGAAACGGAUUCCCAGGCUGCAGUCGAGGGAUUGUAGUGAAAUCUCAUGCAUGGGUUGGUGAUAGAAACUCUCUGGAGCAUUGGUGUGUGUAAGAGAACGGCUUAUCCAGUAGUGUACAGUAGUCUUGUUAGCAGAACAGUUGUAUUAGAACAUGGAACUUAUGAACCACCACAAAACAUACAUCUCGGUUGUGUGGGAAAAGAAAAAAACACCAUUUUCAUGUUAAAUGCUUGCAGGUUAAUCACUGAUUUUUCUGAAUGUUGUGCUUUAUAUUGUUUCCAUUUACCAUUGAAUGUUGUUUUUUGACUAUGUUUCAGGUAAAACCUUGUUUGUGUUUUAAAAACAUUUAACCACCAAGGUGUAAUUUUGUGUUUAUUUUUGGAAGUUAGGCUUUGUAAAAAUAUGCAUGUUAAGUUAUUUGAUAUUUUAUCUUUGGUUAUUUUGUGUAAUAUCUGUGUUUUUGUUGGUUAUUUUUGUUAAUGAAGUUUUUUUUAUCACUUCAUAGUUUUUUGGAAAUUAACAUUUUCAGCACAUUUUGUAGUAAAACAGUAUUCCUUUGACAGUUUUGACAGUUUCUUUGUUUUGAUCAUUUUCAAUUUUCUAAAGUAUUGUUGAUAGAUUUGUGUAUGUAAAUAUAGAAUCAUGUGUAUAUACUGUGUAAACAAGUUGAUUUGGAACCUUAUUGUAAAAUGUGCUAAUUGUAUUGCAUGAUGUAAGUCAAAGACUUCAACAUUAUUGAAUGCAUGUACAACGUUCUAUCAGACCUGUAAGGGUGCUGCAGCAUAAUGAAAGCAGUUGUCACAAAUCAGAAAGUGCUUUUUCCUUUGGCACAUUUAUCAAAUUCUACAUUACUCAUCAAUUUUAGUGUUUCCUUGGUUAUACAUGUCAAUAAAAGUGAUUCACUAGAUCAAA